Messenger RNA from Penicillium pulvis, 1467 nucleotides. RefSeq lists its product as uncharacterized. The transcript is spliced from 2 exons. The coding region runs from base 1 to 1467 and encodes 488 amino acids. The record is from RefSeq and is a predicted model, not a curated record. Lineage: Eukaryota; Fungi; Ascomycota; Eurotiomycetes; Eurotiales; Aspergillaceae.
AUGGCGACUCCUCUAGGAACGCAGAUGAUGGCACCAGUCGGAAUGCACUCUUACCAUUCACUCUUCGUGGUCAGCUCAGAAGUUCCCCGUCAUGUCUUCACCUACCGGUGGUGGGAAGACGAAGCUACAACCGUGCUGUGGGCCUUCAACAUUCCAGAGAUCUGCAUGGUGAUCCGCUAUGCCCUAUUCCGGGAUGAAAACCUCCCGCGCAGUGCGCUUCUGAGCCGUAACUAUGAAACGGUCGAUUCAUUUUUGGUGGCGUUGUCUGAUAUCAGAGAGCAUCAGUACCUCUCUGCUUUAUCACAUUUGCAGAGGGUGGAGGAGGUUUUGCGCCGGUCGAGAAUACCUGUUGUCAAAUCAAUUGCUUGGAGCUGGUUCCCGCCGAGAGAACCGACUGACCCGAGGAUAAUUGCUAGUGCCAUCGAUAUUGAGAGCCAUUGCCAGUUUAUGAGGAUGGAGUUUGAGGAGAUCGUUCGCGCUGCGCUGGGCUAUCCUGCUCCGUCUGUAGAGUGGUUUCUACAGCAACAUACUUCCCUCUAUGUUCAUCUCUUGGAUCAUCUGAAGGUAUACCCAGAACAAAUCUCGGUUUACCUAGAAGUGGAGAAGUAUUUGCGGGGACGAAGUCCUUUCGCUUACCGUGCUGUGGUGCAAUGUUUGCAUACGCUUCUACCGGAGACAGCAUUCAAUGUUCGCAUACCGAAUACACCCGACUUAGAGUUCAUUGCUGGUCCGAUCCAGAACAUGUUCAAAGAUCAGCCUCCUAAAUUGACGACAAUCCUGAAGAUGUUGUCUGUUUUGUCCGUUCGCUUUCGUGCACAAUACAGCCAAACCCCGAAAAUGGAUUGGCACACUCCAUUCGACACGACAUGUCUGUUUUUGGAGGACCAUCUGAGUGCGACAUCUCCAAAGGAUCUUGCGCAUACCUUGGCUAUUACCGAUGAAGUAGACUUUUCACGACUUUCACGACAAAACAUUCUCAAUGGCGACGGUAUGGCGAAAGAAUUAAUGGAAAACUGGCACACUAUCAGCAUGUCAGUUUGGGAGUGCUGCUGUGCAUUACCAGACAUGUUCGAGUCUUUACAAGAAUGUGCACAGGCAAGUUCAUCUAAAACAAAACGAAGAGAUGCAGAUCUAACAAAAAGAAUUCAGACACUUUUCAUCAAAAAGGACUACUAUUCUUUAACUGCCAUUCUCGAGGGUUUACAACGAUUCUCCAUCUCUACUGCUCGAUCCCGCGGCUUGAACAGCAACCUUGGGGGUAUGCUCGUUCUAGACGCUCCUAUCCUACCGGAGGCUAUUCAUCUCAUCAACCCGGUCCACAAUUACGCCGCUUAUCAUCAACAUUUCCUCGAGGAUCCGGGUACCCCCUUUUUGUUCGCUCAUUUCCGGGAAUACCAGCAGCACGGUGAGACCGCUAUUCAGCCGCUUUUCGACUAUCUACAGGGCCUAGUUUCAAAAGCAUUGUAA